AUGCAAGACCCAAUCGUCGUAUCGAUAAUACUAACGCUCGCUAUUGAGUUCUACUUGAGAUGAUCGGAAUCGAACUGGAAAUCAGUCCAGUCGGAGCAUCGGUACGAGGCGGUUUUGUGAGUGGUAUUGUCCCCACCACCGGAAUAGUUGAAGUCUUUCCUCGAUAGAAGUUUAACUAUUGUUAAGAAAGUUGGCGUUAGAUGCUUCAGUGUGAAUCACGUGGUCAUUCUCUUCGUCGGAUCGUACACAAAGGCUAAGAAUAGUACUCAUUUUGGUUCCGUGUUACGCGUUAUCCUCAAAAUGUGCAAAAGAAAAUCACUGCUCCUGGGCUCGAAGGUCGUACGUUUAUCGGUACCUACGACCCGAAGAUGAGAUAGGAAAAUUCGCUGUCAGUUUACGUUUCACUGAGCACCAAGUGAUAUGUGUAUGUCAAAAGUUCAAUGAAUCCAGAUUUGCUCUGCUUCAAAGUGCGGAAAAAGUAACCAAAUUGUGCCAAUUAGAACGUUCAUUACCGGUUAGAAUUCUCGGAAUCCUCGUAAGAUCCUGCACAGUUGAAUUUCAAAUCGGCGUUUGAAAACUUGGAACAUCUCGGUAGACAAAACAUCAAAAGACAUAAAUCACACACAGUCGCCGCCGUCGUAACAUCCUCUCUACGCAGUUGGAAAAAGUGGCCCCAUCAGUGCAAAUCGAAGUGUCAUAAACCGCACUCCGAAGUGAUCUUGUAAUCGUGUAUGGCAAACACUGGAAGUGGUGCGUGAAAUUGUGUGUUCUAGUCGGUGCCAUUCUAGUUCCCCACCGUUGUCCUCGAUUGGCUAGUCGAAUCCUGGAUCGAACUGAUUGUGUGCAGAUUAUCAUUGGCAAUUGUGCUUAGCAAUUAUUAUUUGUGUUACAUCGACGACCGACUAGACUAGAAUAAAAAAAAAACAGAAACUCGGCACUCGGCGACGAUUCAGGACAUUUACUGCUCGGCUGAACGGACGGAUCCGGACCGAUCUGUCGCCAUGGCGCUGGACUUUACCAAACGACAGUGGCUCACGCUGAUGAUUAUGGGACUGGCGGACUUUUGCAAUGCAAUUUGUGUCAGCUUACAGGCGCCGUUCUUUCCUAACGAGGCGGAGAAAAAAGGCGCCACUGCAACCGAGUACGGGCUUGUGUUUGGUGUUUUCGAGCUCGUAGUGUUCAUCAUCUCCCCGAUCUACGGUCAGUAUAUCAACCGGAUUGGACCAAAAGUAUUAUUCAACAGCGGAAUCUUCACCACCGGCACCUCAGCAAUACUAUUCGGUUUGUUGGAUCGCGUGCCGGAUCACGUUCCAUUUAUCACACUAGCUUUCGUAAUCCGGAUCGUAGAGGCACUGGGAAAUGCGGCUUUUCUCACUGCAUCUUUUGCCAUCAUUGCCAAAGAGUUUCCGAACAACGUGGCCACGACCUUCGCAUCCCUGGAAACGUGCUUCGGGCUGGGUUUAAUCGUUGGACCCAUGGUCGGGGGCGCGCUGUACUCCGUCGGAGGGUACUACCUGCCAUUCGUAAUCCUCGGUUCGGCACUGUUCGUUACGGCGAUCCUGACACUUUGCAUUCUACCCCGACAUGCAAACGAGCCCUACCAGGACAAUGAAAAGAGUGCUUCCAUGUGGAGUGUGUUGAAAAUACCCGGAGUUUUGGUUUGUUCGUUAGCGAUCUGUGCCACCAGUGCUUCGAUUGGGUUUCUCAGUGCCACACUGGAACCGCACUUACGACAGUUCGAAUUGGGUCCCAUUUUGUUAGGUCUUGUGUUCGUCAUCAAUGGUGGUAUUUAUGCAUUGACUGCUCCGAUAUUCGGAUGGAUGGUGGACAAAUUUCUUAAUCCCAAGGUUUGCUCAACGGUUGGAUGCUUUCUGGUGGUAGGAGCCUUUCUGGUCGUUGGGCCGGCCUCGUUUGUUCCGGCGGAAACGACACUGGGACUGGUGAUAGCCGGGCUUGUGCUGCAUGGGCUCGGUAUUGCAGCGGUAUUAGUGUCAGGCUUCACGGACUCACUGCGGACAGCGAUCGCCAAAGGCCUACCGGACAGCAUCGAAACGUACGGUUUGGUCUCCGGUCUUUGGACGUCCACGUUCGCCUUCGGGGCCUUCGUAGGCCCAUCAGUCAGCGGAUUGCUGUUCGAUGCAAUCGGAUUCCGUGGGUCAACCGUUUUUAUCGUCGGACUGCAGCUGAUCGUCGGUACCGUCAUUCUGCUGUUCAUUAUGUGCGAUCGUUCCUCGUCUCGGUACAAGGACAUUUCGGUAGAGUCACUCAUCAAAAUCCAGGAUGGUCAACCGCCGGACAGUGUCACGGCUAGCCGCAGCAGUAGCUUGGAUAUAACCGCCCGGGGACACAAGCCGGGCUUUAUAGGAAGCCAACAUUCGAUCAGCAUAGAAUCCUGGCGUUUAUCUGCCAACAGUCUGAUCCUCAGCAACAGCUACAGCAGUAAACAGGGCCGCUGGGCUCGUUCGGUUACGGAACUAGAAUCCAAUAAUGCCGCACACUACGGUCCACGGUACGGCAGCUUCGAUGCUAGACCGGCAGCAUACCAGGACACUAUCGCCUAAGGUUCAACCCUCCGUUCUAAGUUACCCGCGCCAUACUGUCCCGCUCAACUAGAUGUACAUAUGUGUAUUUAAAACCAAAAAAAAAAACAACACGCUACUCAUAAGACUUUGUAAGCUUAUUGUCAAUUUACGAACCGCGAUCAUGUUACGAAUAUCUAGCACGUAGUAAACACAUGAGACUACACACGAAAUGAGCAAAGGUUCAGCGAGGAAACGUUCCAACUCACCGCAGUGUAACUCUGCAAUCUUAUCAUACUCAUAAUUUGUUGAUCGAAAAAAAAUAGAAUCUAUUUAAGCGAGCAUCUACAUGACAGGCAAGUGCUCAUCGUAUUUGCGGUUUUUUUUUCUAAGAGGCAGGGAAUAAAAAUUCGCACAAUUAUAGACUACAGUGAAAGUAUGAAGGAAGGAGAUAAAAAAAUGAUAGUGUCCUAAUAAAUUAGGCUAUUUAUAAUGUAAACAA
Molecule: messenger RNA, 3021 nt
Organism: Malaya genurostris
Lineage: Eukaryota; Metazoa; Arthropoda; Insecta; Diptera; Culicidae
Product: MFS-type transporter SLC18B1-like
Exons: 8
Coding region: 1002-2561 (519 amino acids)
Biological process (GO): transmembrane transport
Molecular function (GO): transmembrane transporter activity
Source: RefSeq, a predicted model, not a curated record